AUGCGAAAGUUGGAAUGGGACGACAUGGAAGUGAAGGUUGAUGUACUGCCGAAUAUGGGCGACCUUACCGUCAACGUUGGAGCGACGACUUUUAUGUGCAUUCUUUACGUUUCAUUAGGCACCCUAUCGAUAGUAUGUAAUUCUUUCAAUCUGUUAAUAUGGUUGUCAGACCAGCACCUGAGACAAAAGUACAUUUAUUUAAUGGCCUUAGAUGCUGGAGAACUUGUUAAUGGUAUCAGUUACGUACUUGUUGGAACUGGAAGAGGAACUGCGUUGAUUGGAGGCUAUCUAUCGCAACCUAUCACUGUUCGGGCCUGUUUUUUCGAUGUGGGCUGA
Necator americanus (New World hookworm) is the source of this 336-nucleotide messenger RNA. RefSeq lists its product as uncharacterized. NCBI's taxonomy places the organism in Eukaryota, Metazoa, Nematoda, Chromadorea, Rhabditida, Ancylostomatidae. The transcript is spliced from 4 exons. Bases 1 to 336 code for a protein of 111 amino acids. The record is from RefSeq and is a predicted model, not a curated record.